This is a messenger RNA of Marchantia polymorpha subsp. ruderalis, 458 nucleotides long. The record is from the annotation of a GenBank genome assembly. Lineage: Eukaryota; Viridiplantae; Streptophyta; Marchantiopsida; Marchantiales; Marchantiaceae.
AUGGGGUCGGGAAAGAUAGGGCUUCGACUUGUCUUGAGAGGCUGGGGAGGCCGACAGCGGCUGACAGGUAAAGAUUGCUGGAUGACAAGAACACAUCAGCAACGGCAAUCCACACAACACAUCAGCCAAACGGAGCACUUCCGUAACACUCCUCCGCCUCGCGCGAUGGUGCCAAAUCGAGCCAAGCGUUCAGUAAACUGAAGACUGUUAGGUGCAACUCAAGAGCUCGAGGACGGGAUUAUGGGGAAUUUCCUUCUUGCGGAUUUCCUGCCCUUGCCGGGCUUGGAGGUGGGAAGUCCCACGGCCCACGGCAGUCAAUGGAAUCUGGAAAAAAAAACUUAUCGUAACUUGCCUUGCGCAUGAACAAACCAUUAUUCUAAACGGUGCCUUCGAAUCGAUAGCCAGAUCGUCAUACGGCUUUUUCUUUUGUGGCUUUCUGAAGAGUCCAAAAACUAUCG